Molecule: messenger RNA, 1533 nt
Organism: Zasmidium cellare ATCC 36951
Lineage: Eukaryota; Fungi; Ascomycota; Dothideomycetes; Mycosphaerellales; Mycosphaerellaceae
Exons: 6
Coding region: 1-1533 (510 amino acids)
Biological process (GO): transmembrane transport
Molecular function (GO): transmembrane transporter activity
Source: RefSeq, a predicted model, not a curated record
AUGGCAGAGAAGACUAUGUCCGACAAGUCCCCUGAGCAACUUAUGUCAGGAGAACAGAGCCUGCAACCGGUACUAUCUUACCGCCACGGCGAAAUGGUUACUUUCACCGGGAUCGAUGAAGCUCUCUUCAAAAAGAUGGAGCUUGUCAACGACGCGAUCGAUACGAUUGGGUUUACGCCUUUUCAUGUCAAGAUGUUCUGUCUAAGCGGGUUUGGAUACGCCGCCGACUCCUUGCUCGCAUUUCUGCCCAGCAUGACCAACUCCUACGUUGUAGCCGAGUUCACGCCAUCGUACAAAAGGGCUGGCCAGCUUUCUCUGUACAUCGGUCUCCUGGCUGGCGCUCUCGUCUGGGGGUCCAGUGCUGAUAUAAUUGGUCGAAAAUGGGCCUUCAAUUUGUCAUUGUUCUUUACCGCCAUCUUUGCCACGGUCGCUGGAGGCUCUCCCAAUUAUGCCUCGUGGGGAGUCUUCAACGCACUUCUGGGGUUCGGAGCAGGUGGUAAUCUGGCGCUCGACACGACAGUCUUGCUUGAGUUCCUGCCACACAAGCAGGGUUGGAUCAUAACUCUCAUGGCUGCCUGGUGGGGAGUUGGCCAGACCAUUGCAGGAUUCAUUGCUUGGGGUUUCUUGCCAAACUUCAGCUGGUCGUUGACAGCCCCCACCUGCACCAAACCCGAGAAUAUGGGCUGGCGAUAUGUCUACAUCACGGCUGGUGCCCUGGUAUUAGUCAUGAGCGUUGCACGAGUGACGGUGAUUCGGUUUAAGGAGACUCCAAAAUACUCGCUCUGUCGCAACGAUGACGAGAAAGUUGUUGAAGUCCUGGACGGCAUCGCCACGAAGUACAAACGCCAAUUUUCGUUGACGAUUGCGGAAUUGCAGGAAUGUGGUCAGGUUCGAAGCACUCAUGCGAGCUCCAAGGCUUCCCUCAGCGAGGUGUUUCUGCACAUCAAAGGACUGUUCCUGACGAAGAAAGAAGGUCUGUCGACAAGUCUAGUCCUCCUCUCCUGGGCCAUCAUAGGACUGGCCUACCCACUCUUUUACAUUUUCCUGCCCGAUUACCUAUCGAGUCGCGGUGCAGAGUUUGGUGAAAGCUCUGCUUUCAUUACAUGGCGCAACUAUGUUAUAACCAACACGCUGGCCAUACCAGGACCUAUGAUCGCAGCCUGUCUGUGCAGAAUCCCGCUCAUUGGACGCAGAUAUACUAUGGUGAUCGUGACUUUCCUCCUCGCGUACACCGCCGUCCGAAAUGAUGCACAGAAUCUAGGGUUCUCUUGUGCCGUCAGCGUGGCAAUUAACAUUUAUUACGGCACCUUAUACGCCUACACUCCGGAGGUUCUUCCAUCAGCGCAUCGUGCGACGGGCAGUGGCAUCUCUCUAGCAUUGAAUCGAUUCAUGGGAAUCGUCUCAGUAAUUGUGGCUACGUUUGCAAGCACCACAACUGAUGUCCCAGUGUACCUGUGUGGUGCCUUAUUUGGAGCACUAGCGAUUGCUGCUGUACUGUUCCCAUAUGAGCCUGCAAAGUCUCGGGCUGAGUAA